This is a messenger RNA of Hippopotamus amphibius kiboko, 951 nucleotides long. RefSeq names its product olfactory receptor 8K3-like. The transcript has a single exon. Gene Ontology annotation, biological process: sensory perception of smell; G protein-coupled receptor signaling pathway. The record is from RefSeq and is a predicted model, not a curated record. Gene Ontology annotation, molecular function: olfactory receptor activity; odorant binding; G protein-coupled receptor activity. Lineage: Eukaryota; Metazoa; Chordata; Mammalia; Artiodactyla; Hippopotamidae. Gene Ontology annotation, cellular component: membrane. The coding region runs from base 1 to 951 and encodes 316 amino acids.
AUGGCCUGGAUGCACAAACAAAAUCAAACAGUGCUAAAAGAAUUCAUUCUCAUGGGAAUCACAGACCACCCUGAGCUGCAGGCUCCCUUCUUUGGGCUCUUCCUCAUCAUUUAUGCAAUAUCAGUGUUGGGAAACUUGGGCAUGGUCAUCCUCACCAAGGUGGACUCCAGGUUACAGACACCCAUGUACUUUUUUCUCAGACACCUGGCUUUCAUUGAUCUUGGUUACUCAACAGCUGUGGGACCCAAACUGUUGGUAAGCUUUGUAGCUGAUCACAAUACAAUUUCCUAUCAUUGGUGUGCUACACAGCUGGCUUCCUUCAUCUUGUUCAUUGUUAGUGAACUUUUCAUUCUGGCGGCAAUGGCCUAUGACCGCUAUGUGGCCAUCUGUAACCCUCUGCUCUACACAGUAGUUAUGUCGCCAAGAGUAUGCUGGGUGCUGGUAGCAGUCCCCUAUCUUUACAGUGCCUUUGUUUCUCUGGUAACUACCAUCAAGAUAUUUAUUUCACCUUUCUGUGGCUAUAAUGUCAUUAGUCAUUUCUACUGUGACAGUCUUCCCUUGUUAACUUUGCUAUGUUCAAACACUUGGGAAAUUGAGCUGUUCAUACUGAUCUGUUCAGUGUUUAAUUUGGUUUUAUCACUUCUGAUAGUCCUUGUGUCCUACAUACUGAUCCUUAAGGCCAUCCUCAGAAUAAGCACUGCACAGGGCAGGCACAAGUCUUUCUCCACCUGCGGAUCUCACCUGACAGUGAUAAUUGUGUUAUAUGCAACUUUGUCCUUUAUGUAUGUGCAGCCCAAGUCCAGUCAUUCCUUUAAUACUGAUAAAAUGGCCUCCGUAUUUUACACUGUGGUGAUACCCAUGCUGAAUCCUAUCAUCUACAGCUUGAGGAACAAAGAGGUAAAAGGUGCCUUGCAUAGGAUAUGGAAAAAUCUGUGCAAACUUCCUAUAUAA